AUGGUGCUGCAGCUACUUAAAGAGCAAAAAGCGAGAAAGAGACUCACACUAAGAAAACACAAUGAGUUCACUUGUUCUUCCUUCUAUCUCACCUUUACUCCCUUGUUCAUUAACCUAGAUCUGACCAGAAUCAAGAGGCAACCUUAUGCUGCUCAGAGUCCAACAACACCGAAGUCCAAACUGGAGGCCCUGCAGUGCCACUUCACCUGGGAUCUGGACCGCAGCAGGUCCAAACCUUUCUGUCUCAGGGACAGUAUAGAGGACAUUGGUACCGAGGAGGGAAACAGCUGGCUGGGUCACAUUUACAACCUGCAGGGGUUCAUUCAAUACAAGUUAGGGUUCACUGAAGACGCCCAGAGUUUGUUCAACAAGGCUGCAGAGGCCUUCAGCCAGACAAGAGGGGCAGCUGAGGGUCCCUGGUUAGUGGUGAACUACGGGAACCUGGCCUGGCUGCACCACCACCUGGGAGACCAAGCAGAGAGUCAGGCUUACCUGUCAAAGGUCGACGCCCUGAUGGAAAAAUAUCCAUCUCCAUCCCAGGACGAGCUGCACCCGGAGAUCUACGCUGAAAAAGCCUGGACCCUGAUGAAGUUCAGCACAGACAAAAGGCUGCUGGCUGCAGAUUACUUCCAGAGAGCCAUCAGGAUGCAGCCGGACAUGGUGGAGUGGAACACCAGCCAGAUUUUAGCGCUGGUGACUGCUGCUAACCACAACAAAGAAGAAGAGCUGGGGGCUGACGUCUUUGAGAAAAUGAGAAUCGCCAAAAAACAGGAUCCAGAGAACUUGUACCUCGCUGCUCUUUAUCUUGAGCAACGUGCUAAGAGAGGAGAAAGAGUCGAAGAUGAAGCACGUGAGUUAUCCAGAAAGGUUUUAAGAAAUCCUGUCAGCAGCUACAGUGGGUUGACACCGUUACUACGACUGUACAGAGUUCACAUAUCCAUGACUGAGGCUGUUAAAUUGGUGGAGGAGGCUCUGAAAGAACAUCCAGGUGCACGUUAUCUGAAGUGGUGCGCUGCAAACUGCUACAAAUGGAAGGUUCAAGACAGUGCUGACUCCAUCGAGGUAGAAAGGGCCAUCAGUCUCUGCAAGGAAGUGAUCGAGCUUUACCCAGAUUCAUCAUUCAAAAUAAAAAUAGGUCUUGCAGGAAUAUAUGGAAAGUGGAAUCGCCAGAAAGAAGCUCAUGAGACAUAUGAAGAACUGCUACAAAGGAAAGAUCUGGAUGCCGCAGAGACUGAGCAGCUUUCCCGUAAGUCCAGAAGAUUUUUCAAGAACUUGGAACAAGAUCAUCACAGGCCGAUACAACACCAGACAGAGGUGAAGGCAGAGACACCACAACAAUCCGUGAAUCAACCCAUUGGUUCAUUCGUGGGAGGAGCAUCAGAGUCCUGGAAAAGGUUAAUUUCAGAGAAGUAGCAACCGAAUGUGAAGAGAAAUAUCAUUUACAAUGAAAAACUCAACAGUCGUAGAUGAAUGAAUCAAUGAAAUAACAUCCACUGUGGACAAUCUGAAUCUUAUUAAAAUAAUGUUAUGGUUAAUGUAAUCAUAGUGUUUACUGUAUUCCUGUUGUGUUGAUUUAUUUAUAUAAAGUUUAAGACCUCGUGGACCUCGGCUCGCCUCACUACACAUUUGGGUUUUCUAAGUCUGUCCGACAUCACCUGACCCAACUGAUCACCUGACCCAACUGAUCACCUGACCCAACUGAUCACCUGACCCAAGGAGAGUCCAGCUCCUCUCCCGGAUACUUUAUACCAGAUGAAAUGUGCUUUGCUGUAAAAUCAAACUCUGAUGAUGUAACCGUGUUUUUAAUAUAAUUCAGUUCAUUAGAUGAUUCAUUAAAACAUAUUUUUAAUCACAGGUUCUUCUUCUUAACUCCCAUGUACCCGUAGUGUUUCCUACGUUCCUGUUGUGUUGAUCACUUUUUGCUUUAGCUCUGUAUUUUCAGUUCAUGUAAGAACAGGAUACUUUAUACCAGAUGAAAUGUGCUUUGCUGUAAAAUCAAACUCGUUAAUUUGAUUUAGAAUCUGAACAUUAUCACCAGAUUCAAACAAAGUAUGUCAUGCUGUCUCAGCUGUACACAAUACUAACACUAUGAAAUAAACAUGAUGUGCACUAAGAAAA
Molecule: messenger RNA, 2118 nt
Organism: Larimichthys crocea (large yellow croaker)
Lineage: Eukaryota; Metazoa; Chordata; Actinopteri; Sciaenidae
Product: interferon-induced protein with tetratricopeptide repeats 5-like
Exons: 3
Coding region: 1-1413 (470 amino acids)
Biological process (GO): defense response to virus
Cellular component (GO): cytosol
Molecular function (GO): protein binding
Source: RefSeq, a predicted model, not a curated record